AUGCAACCCGGUUAUCAAAUACAACUUCACGGCUUCUGCGAUGCUAGUGGCAAUAUCACUAGUCACAUUAUCGCAUCAAAAACUAAAGUGGCACCAUUACAUUCGGUAACAGUACCCCGAUUGGAACUUUGUGCUGUGCAAUUGUUGGCUACUCUUUUACACGAAACAAGGCAGGCUUUGCAUUUGGAGCACGUACCAUACACUCUAUACUCCGACUCAAAUAUUGCUCUAUGUUGGCUACGCAAAAACACAUCACAAUUAAAGCAGUACGUGGCUAAUCGCGUUGACUGCAUUCAAUCGAUGACAGAUAUCAGGCAUUGA
Molecule: messenger RNA, 321 nt
Organism: Teleopsis dalmanni
Lineage: Eukaryota; Metazoa; Arthropoda; Insecta; Diptera; Diopsidae
Exons: 1
Coding region: 1-321 (106 amino acids)
Source: RefSeq, a predicted model, not a curated record